Lotus japonicus is the source of this 1503-nucleotide messenger RNA. RefSeq names its product protein CHROMOSOME TRANSMISSION FIDELITY 7. Gene Ontology annotation, biological process: mitotic sister chromatid cohesion. The transcript is spliced from 5 exons. Gene Ontology annotation, cellular component: chromatin; nucleus. The record is from RefSeq and is a predicted model, not a curated record. Bases 71 to 1081 code for a protein of 336 amino acids. Lineage: Eukaryota; Viridiplantae; Streptophyta; Magnoliopsida; Fabales; Fabaceae. Gene Ontology annotation, molecular function: protein-lysine-acetyltransferase activity.
AAUAAAAUAAAAUUCAACAGCAUCGCUCGUUGCAGAACGAAGAACUGAAGAAGAGCCAAUUCCAUCGCAAAUGCAGCCGAAGAUCAACGCUUUCUUCAAAUCUCCCUCUUCCUCCGCUCCCACAUCCCUCUCCGACGAUGACUUAUCCGCCUGGGAGAACAAACAGCACCAAAUCUCCAUCACCUACACCCGAAACCGCCACAAAUCCACCACCGUCACUUCCCCUCCCAACCCGGAACCCACCGUAACCGGAAAACCCGUCGUCAAGAACAAGAAGAGGAGCUAUGCCCAGUUCCACCUCGACUUCGGCCAAUCCGACUUCCUUCUUCGCCGCUGCUCCACUUGCGGCGUCAAGUUCACCCCCGGCGACGCUGAAGACGAGAAAUCACACAAGGAGUUUCACAAUUCCUACACCCAGGGGAUCCAAUUCAGAGGUUGGACCAAGGAAAGGAUUAUCUCAGUGCCCACCGUCAAAGAGGAUCGAAUCGUUUUGGUCUUGGACAGCGAUCCUUCUGCUCAUAGGAACAAGGUUGAACAAGUUGUGAAAAUGAUGGAAAUUGAGUUUGGAAGUGGAUGGAUAGUUCAUCAACACUGUAAGGUCUAUCUGUUUGUUUCUCUUCAGAGGAUUGUUGGGUGCCUGGUUGCGGAGCCAAUCGAAGAAGCGUUCAAGGUUGUGUCUUGCUCGGAUGCUGGGCAUUCUGAUGGUGUAAGGAGAAAGGAAAAGAAGUCAAGCUCAACCACUCUCCAGUUUGGGAAUAUUUUAUUUCAAAGGGAAGUUGAAAAAAGAGCGGUGACCUUGAGUGGUUCUGAGGUGAUGGAUGCUGGGGCAAUCUUCUGUGAGAAUGAACCAGUUGCUGCUGUUUGUGGUAUUAGAGCCAUCUGGGUUACUCCCUCAAACAGGAGAAAACGCAUUGCUAGCCAAUUGCUAGAUGCUGUGAGGAAAAGUUUCCGCUCAGGCUGUGAGCUUGAACAUGCUCAGCUAGCAUUCUCUCAGCCAACCUCAGCUGGAAAGGCAUUAGCAUCUAGUUACACUGGUACUGGAUCAUUCUUGGUGUAUAAAGCCAAUAAAACAGAGGUGUAGAGAAAGAAAAAUGAAUACAACAAGUCAUGUCUUGAAAAUCUGGUGCAUACCUCUCCACUGAUGAAUAGAAUGAUGUUGUCCAAGUUCAUUCAAUGGAGUGAUUUGUUAUCUUUAUCAUCUUUUUGUGAUGUUGGAGAAGAUAGAGAUUAAAGGAGAGUUGGAGAACUAAGAUUAGAAACCAACAAUUCCAAGGGAGCAGUGGCCUGCCUUAUUAUAGGUUGUGUAACUGGUAAUUUUUUAUAAUCUUGUUGAAGUUCCAUUCUUGUAGUGAGAUUGCACUAAUGAUGUAACUAGAUAUAAGUUUAAUAUUGUGCAAUUAUAUUUUGACUUUUCGAUAGGUCUAAACAUUGGAUUUUUGGUUUAAUCCUGUUACUCCGGAUGAAAUUUGUAAGAGAGGAAUAUUUUGUGAAAUGCUUCGUAAA